Pneumocystis murina B123 is the source of this 1653-nucleotide messenger RNA. Its product is annotated as T-complex protein 1 subunit epsilon. Gene Ontology annotation, cellular component: chaperonin-containing T-complex. Lineage: Eukaryota; Fungi; Ascomycota; Pneumocystomycetes; Pneumocystales; Pneumocystaceae. Gene Ontology annotation, biological process: protein folding. Gene Ontology annotation, molecular function: ATP binding; ATP hydrolysis activity; ATP-dependent protein folding chaperone. Bases 1 to 1653 code for a protein of 550 amino acids. The record is from RefSeq and is a predicted model, not a curated record. The transcript has 13 exons.
AUGGGGGAGGUUGUUUUUGAUAUGAAGAAUGCUUUUGUUGCUCGAGAUGAGCAGGGAAAUCCAUUUAUUAUUCUUAAAGAUCAGGGGAAAAAAAAGAGAUUGACUGGAAAUGAUGCAAUAAAAUCCCAUAUUUUGGCAGCAAAAACAGUAGCAAAUAUAUUAAAGUCGUCACUCGGACCGAGAGGAUUGGAUAAGAUUUUGAUAUCAUCAGAUGGUGAUAUUACGAUUACUAAUGAUGGUGCUACUAUUUUGAGUCAGAUGGAAGUAGAACAUCAAAUUGCAAAGCUUAUGGUUGAAUUAUCAAAAUCUCAAGAUGAGGAAAUUGGGGAUGGUACAACGGGUGUUGUUGUGCUUGCAGGAGCAUUGUUAGAAUAUGCAGAAGAAUUGAUUAAUAAAGGAAUUCAUCCGAUCAAAAUUGCUGAUGGUUACGAUCAGGCGUGUAAAAUUGCGGUUGAGCAUCUUGAUUCAAUUGCAGAUGUGGUUGAAUUUUCGAAAACAGAUACAACUAAUCUUUUUAGAGCCACGAAAACAUCUCUUGGAAGUAAAAUUGUAUCUAAGGCUCAUGAUAAGUUUUCUGAGAUUGCUGUUGAUGCAAUUCUUUCAGUAGCUGACUUAGAUCGAAAGGAUGUUAAUUUCGAGCUUAUAAAAAUUGAUGGAAAAGUAGGAGGUGCAUUAGAAGAUACGAUGUUGGUAAAAGGUGUUGUUAUUGAUAAGGAUAUGUCACAUCCACAAAUGCCACGUUCUAUAUGUGAUGCAAAGAUAGCUAUUCUUACAUGUGCAUUUGAACCACCUAAGCCAAAAACGAAACAUAAACUUGAUAUUACAAAUGUAGAAGAAUUUAAAAAACUUCAAAACUAUGAAAGAGAAAAAUUUGAGGAAAUGGUUAAGAAAAUUAAAGAUACUGGUGCGAAUCUUGUUAUUUGCCAGUGGGGUUUUGAUGAUGAAGCUAAUCAUCUUUUGCUUCAAAAUAAUCUGCCCGCUGUACGUUGGGUAGGAGGACCAGAAAUUGAGUUAAUUGCUGUUGCUACAAAUGGGCGAAUUGUUCCAAGAUUUGAAGAUUUGACCGCAGAAAAACUUGGUACGGCCGGUCUUGUACGAGAAUUAUCUUUCGGGACAACUCGAGAUAAAAUGUUAGUUAUUGAAGGUUGCGUAAAUACAAGAGCAGUUACUAUUUUUAUCCGAGGAAGCAAUAAAAUGAUUAUUGAUGAGGCUAAGCGUGCUAUUCAUGAUGCUCUUUGUGUUGUACGUAAUUUAGUGAAAGAUAAUCGAAUAGUUUAUGGGGGUGGUUCUGCUGAAAUUUCUUGUUCUAUUGCUGUUGCAAAUGCUGCAGAUAAAGCUCCCGGAAUUGAACAAUAUGCUAUGAGGGCCUUUGCAAAUGCUCUAGAUGUAAUUCCAAUGGCACUUGCGGAAAAUUCUGGCCUUUCGCCAAUUGAAACAUUAACAAAUAUUAAAUCAAAACAAAUAAAGUAUUCAAACCCUGCAUUAGGAAUUGAUUGUAUGCAAAAAAAUAAUGAUGAUAUGAAAGAACAAUAUAUUAUUGAUUCCUUAAUUAAUAAACGUCAACAAUUGUUAUUGGCUACACAACUUUGUAGAAUGGUACUCAAAGUGAAUGAUGUAAUUAUUUCAGGCUCUGAAAAUGAUUCACACAACUAA